This is a messenger RNA of Pistacia vera, 1761 nucleotides long. Its product is annotated as 3-oxoacyl-[acyl-carrier-protein] synthase 3 A, chloroplastic. Gene Ontology annotation, cellular component: chloroplast. Gene Ontology annotation, molecular function: 3-oxoacyl-[acyl-carrier-protein] synthase activity. Gene Ontology annotation, biological process: fatty acid biosynthetic process. NCBI's taxonomy places the organism in Eukaryota, Viridiplantae, Streptophyta, Magnoliopsida, Sapindales, Anacardiaceae. The transcript is spliced from 8 exons. The record is from RefSeq and is a predicted model, not a curated record. Bases 311 to 1504 code for a protein of 397 amino acids.
UGAUUACAGAUGGGCAUUGGAGUUUUCUCAAUUUGAGUUGGCAUAAUCGCCCUCAUUUUCUUGCUUCUUGUGUUUCUUUUUUGCCCUUUUUUAAGUAGAAUAGAAUACUUGCACCUCCCUCUCCCUGCUCUUGUUCUUUAUUUUAUUUCAUUGUGUUCUGUAUGCUCUACUUCUUUAAUCUUUUAUUAAAUCAUAGCUAUUUUUCUCCUCUCCACUAUUAGCUAAAAAGAUCUUGUUUUUCUCACUCAUUCUUCUUUAAAAGCACAAACUUUCAAUUUGUUGUCUUCCUGAGUGUUUUUGUGAGUCCAAAAUGGCGAAUGCAUCAGGCUUGUUCACACCUUCUGUUCCCAGUUUCAGAAGCGGGCUUCAGCCUUCAAUAAGGGUAUAUCGAUCUGGGUUUUCUUUCUCUAAAAAGAUACUGUGCUCCACCACCAUUCAAGGUUCUGAGAACACUGUCUCUCCUUCUGAAUCUAGACCACCCAGGCUUGUCAGUAAAGGCUGCAAGUUAGUUGGUUGUGGCUCGGCAGUGCCCAGUCUUCAGGUUUCCAAUGAUGAUCUUGCAAAAAUAGUUGAAACAUCUGAUGAAUGGAUUUCUGUUCGAACCGGGAUCCACAAUCGACGGGUUCUAUCAGGCAAAGAAAGCUUAACUAAUCUUGCUGCUGAGGCAGCAAGCAGAGCUCUUGAGAUGGCAGAGGUCGAUCCUGAUGAUGUUGACCUAGUCUUGCUGUGCACAUCCACUCCAGAGGACCUUUUUGGCGGUGCUCCUCAGAUCCCAAAGGCACUUGGCUGCAAAAACAAUCCUUUGGCUUAUGAUAUUACAGCUGCAUGUAGUGGAUUCGUGUUGGGUCUUGUAUCAGCUUCUUGUUACAUUAGGGGAGGUGGGUUUCGUAAUGUUUUAGUGGUUGGGGCUGAUUCUCUUUCUCGAUUUACUGAUUGGACGGAUAGAGGAACCUGCAUUCUUUUUGGGGAUGCUGCUGGUGCUGUAUUAUUGCAGGCCUGUGACAUUGAGGAGGAUGGUUUAUUUAGUUUUGACUUGCAUAGUGAUGGUGGAGGCCAAAGACAUCUAAAUGCUGGCAUCAAAAGAAAUGACAUUGAUGAUGUAUUGGGAUCUAAUGGAUCUGUGUUAGGCUUCCCCCCGAAGCAGUCAUCUUAUUCAUGCAUUCAUAUGAAUGGCAAAGAAGUCUUCCGUUUUGCCGUGCGAGUUGUGCCACAGACAAUUGAGUCUUCCCUUCAAAAGGCUGGUCUAAACAUGUCCAGCAUUGAUUGGUUACUGCUUCAUCAGGCAAACCAAAGGAUCCUAGAUGCAGUUGCAACACGUUUAGAAGUCCCAUCAGAACGAGUUAUAUCAAAUUUAGCGAAUUAUGGUAACACAAGUGCUGCAUCAAUACCAUUGGCGUUGGAUGAAGCUGUUCGAAGCGGGAAGGUGAAGUCAGGCCAUACUAUCGUGGCAGCAGGUUUUGGUGCUGGUCUAACUUGGGGCUCUGUUAUUCUUAGAUGGGGAUGAAAAGUUACUUGAACAUGAAAAUCACAGAGGAGAAAAGUUGUUCCGCGGGCAGUUGGUGUUUCUCAUUACAUAUGUCCUGCAAAUGACUGAGGAGGUCGCCAACGCAUAAUCUCCAUUAGCUCUUUUUUGUUUGUUUGGAUUUUUUACUUCAAAGUUGUGGCGCUCCUAAUAAACUUAAAUUAUUUAUCUUCAAAGUCAUAAACAUGUAUUGUUAUAACUUACGAAUUAAGAUACAAUACAAGUACUGUGUUUCCUCA